Strongylus vulgaris is the source of this 998-nucleotide messenger RNA. The record is from the annotation of a GenBank genome assembly. Lineage: Eukaryota; Metazoa; Nematoda; Chromadorea; Rhabditida; Strongylidae.
AUGACCGUGCGCAAUAAUUAUGUGAAUCACUGCCCUAAUAAUUGCAAUCCAACGUUUAGUGCUGAGCCACCUGCACCGGCACCGUCACCAACUGAACAAAUCAGCGCUGAUUUACAAGCGCACGAACCUGUAGCAUUCGAUUUGGACUCUUCUGACCCAAUAAAUUGCGAUCCUUCUGCAUUCGAAGAAGCAACACCUGACGAAGUCUUCGUUAAUCCCUUGAGCGGUGCCAUUCCUGAACAAGAAGUUUCGCAGCAUUCAUAUUCACAGCACUCUUCUUCACAGCACUCCUCUUCACAACACUCUCCUUCCGUACAUAGUGUCUCUAUUUCUGUUCACACCUGUUCUGAAGGGCUGGAGAUGCGAGCCGGGACAUCGGCAUCAACCCCUUCAUCACAGCUUGCCUAUGAGAUCCUACCAGAACCUACUGGAGAGGAGGUAGUGGUGUCGCACAUUCCUUAUCGAUCGGACUCGUUCGACUCCCAGAAAAGUUAUCACUUCUACACACAACAACCUUCGGCAGUUAUUGAGCGGGAAAGUACAGCUCCUUGUGUCAGUCCUGAGCUCUCACAAAGCUCGGGUAUCGAAGAAGAACGGCAUUACAGAACUGCAUUAACGCUACCCUUCAUUGAUGCUGAUAGCGUUUCAUCUCUUGUUGGAAACGAUGACUUACGACGUCUUCAAUCCGUUAAAAGACUUGCGGAUUCGCCGAGUAGUUAUACAGAAGUGGAAAUCGUGGUUCCUGAGGUGAAGCUAAUAACCAACAUCGAACAAAGUAAGACGCCCAAAGAAGAUGAAGAAAAGGUGGAAAUUGUGGAACCGAGACUUCACAGUAAGCAAGGUAACCAUGUGGAGAACAAUAACGAACAAGAGUUGGCACAACCACAACAACAAGCGCCGCAAAUAACUUCAGAUUCUGAAUCGCAGAAGCAACAGUCGCAGUAUCAGCAGCCGGUAAGAACAUUCAUGCUUUUCCUAAUACUCUAUAAAAGUUGAGU